Molecule: messenger RNA, 545 nt
Organism: Carassius auratus (goldfish)
Lineage: Eukaryota; Metazoa; Chordata; Actinopteri; Cypriniformes; Cyprinidae
Product: 40S ribosomal protein S19
Exons: 5
Coding region: 72-515 (147 amino acids)
Biological process (GO): translation; ribosomal small subunit assembly
Cellular component (GO): cytosolic small ribosomal subunit; ribosome
Molecular function (GO): RNA binding; structural constituent of ribosome
Source: RefSeq, a predicted model, not a curated record
UUUAUGUGACUUGAUGUUGUUACAAAGAACUGUAAAAUACUUUUGUGACUUAAAUUGAUUCUGGUUUUCAGAUGCCAGGCGGUGGUGUAACCGUGAAAGACGUCAACCAGCAGGAGUUUGUCCGCGCGCUGGCAGCCUUCCUUAAGAAGUCGGGGAAGCUGAAGGUGCCAGACUGGGUUGACAUCGUUAAGCUAGCCAAGCAUAAAGAGCUGGCUCCCUGUGAUGAGAACUGGUUCUACGUCAGAGCUGCCUCCACAGUGCGUCACCUGUACCUGCGUGGAGGUGUUGGUGUAGGCUCUAUGACCAAGAUCUAUGGCGGGCGUAAGAGGAAUGGUGUGUGCCCCUCUCACUUCAGUGUGGGCUCCAAAAACGUUGCCCGUAAAGUGCUCCAGGCCCUCGAGGGACUCAAGAUGGUGGAGAAAGACCCCAAUGGUGGGCGUAGACUGACCCCUCAGGGCACCAGAGACCUGGACAGAAUCGCUGGGCAGGUUGCCGCUGCAAGCAAGAAAUCUUGAAGUGUAAAAUAAACUUUUGUGAGAAACCAA